AUGGAACUUGUUUGCGUUGCAAGACCUUAUCUCAACGAUGCUCCUUGGACUUUAACGGCCAUCGACGCUCGAUCUCACCACCCGUUAGAAAGACUUGAGCGAACAGUCAGCGCUUUAGUCGAUAAACUUGAUUCGAAACUGGAUGAAAUUGCCGGAUCGUCUAACCUAGAUAGAGCUUCUGUCGUGGAAGUACCAGUGCCGUCCGCAGAACUCGACCCGGCUCCCGUGUUUUUGAUACGAGAUGCUGCAACCGAUGCAGGAGUUCACUCUCCUGAGCAAGCGAUUACGCAAACAGGACCUCAAUCAGACGUUAUAUCAACAGGACUUGUCUCGCUGCAAACAGCCUACUCACUAUUGGGACUAUUCCAUGUUCACUAUGGGAGAUGGGUCAGGUUUCCAGAAGACGUCCCAACAGACAAGCUUCUCCUACAAGUCCGCAAAUCCCCGUUACUUCUUUGCAGUAUCUUCUUGAUAUCCGUCCGGCACACAAGCCAGAAUCUGGCAGAUCGGCUCGCUCCUAGGCUUUUCGAGGAAUCGAAGCGCCUCAUUACAACUUCGUUACUGGAAGUCCCGCAGACUUUAGAGUUCUUCCAAGCCGUACUUAUACUAAGCCUUUGGUCGACGACUAUAGGUCAAGUUCCCUUGAGUAUAGACAGCUGGCUACUCACGGGCUAUGCGAUCCAGCAAGCGCUCGCGAGCCCCCACUUUCUGGAAGUCAUCCGACCAGGCUCGUCCCAGCAUAUUGAUGACUCACUGGAUGCUUGGUGCUUGUGGAAUCACCUAUGUGUUGCCCAUCUUCAGUACUGCGUUGGAACUCGCAGACAUUCACUACUGACCCAAGCACAAGUUGACCAAUGUGUCAAUUUCAUACAGUCUAAUGAGGUGAACAACUAUGAAGCAAGGAUGGGAGCAGAAGUUCAGCUAUAUUGGAUUAUCUACAACAAGUGUGGGAUUGCUCAGAGUGACCUUGCUGGAACUAAACUCGCUCUGCAAGCAUGGCAACAGGACUGGAUGAUCCUUUUUAACGAGCCCAGAUCCCAGUUUCUGCAAAUGGGCUUCCACUUCGCUCACCUGUUGGCUCAUUGUCAGUCCCUCAAAUCACCCAAAUCAGUCAUGCACAGUUCCGUUCUCAAAGAAAUGAUCAAGCAUUCAAAGAUCAUCAUCAAUCUUGCCAUCGACACAACCGAUGAUCGUACUCGUCACUUAACGGAUCACAUUUAUCACAUCCUCAGCUUCUCUGCACUAACUCUAUGUCGAAUCGUUCACACAUAUGAGUCCAAACUGCGAGCGGCAAACUAUGAUACCACCGAAUUAGAUAAUCUGGUAUUCAAGUUGGUCAAUUGGUUCAAGACCAUUGGGUUGCCUUGUCAUGCUGCGCAUAUCCUCGGUGAUAUUGUCCAUGCACAAUUCCAGAAACUUCGACCAGACUUCCAACCUUCGACACCUAUUGUUCCCGGGGCACUAUCUGAGAACCCUGGUGUCAUUUAUAAUGCUGAAGAAUUAUUAUUACCACCUGAUCUCUCUUUUUUGUACCCGAACUUUAUAGGUUCGGAGAUGUUUGAUGCAGAUGGAGGGUUGGAGUCUUGGCCAGAAUGGGCUCAGGUACACUCAGAUACAGACGCUUCUGUCUAA
Fusarium oxysporum Fo47 is the source of this 1632-nucleotide messenger RNA. Its product is annotated as fungal specific transcription factor domain-containing protein. The record is from RefSeq and is a predicted model, not a curated record. Gene Ontology annotation, molecular function: transcription cis-regulatory region binding; DNA-binding transcription factor activity, RNA polymerase II-specific. Gene Ontology annotation, cellular component: nucleus. The transcript is spliced from 5 exons. The coding region runs from base 1 to 1632 and encodes 543 amino acids. Gene Ontology annotation, biological process: regulation of DNA-templated transcription. NCBI's taxonomy places the organism in Eukaryota, Fungi, Ascomycota, Sordariomycetes, Hypocreales, Nectriaceae.